This is a messenger RNA of Dalotia coriaria, 1552 nucleotides long. RefSeq names its product RRM1_TatSF1_like and RRM2_TatSF1_like domain-containing protein barc (gene barc). Gene Ontology annotation, cellular component: U2 snRNP; U2-type spliceosomal complex. The transcript has a single exon. The record is from RefSeq and is a predicted model, not a curated record. Lineage: Eukaryota; Metazoa; Arthropoda; Insecta; Coleoptera; Staphylinidae. The coding region runs from base 147 to 1520 and encodes 457 amino acids. Gene Ontology annotation, molecular function: RNA binding. Gene Ontology annotation, biological process: mRNA splicing, via spliceosome.
CUAGAUUAAAUGGUUCAUUCUCCAAACUGAAGAAUAACCUCUAAAGAUAAAUACGAACACAAUCGUAAUGUUAUUAAAACUUUGUUAAUGCAAAAUAACUAAGUUUUAGAAUAAACAUAAGAAAUGUUAAAAAUCAACAGAUAAAAAUGGAAGACACUAAUAAAAUAAUGGAAGAAGAAAAUACCAGUAUCAUUUCUGAUACGAAAGAAAAACAACCCUUACAGACUCCAUCAGAAGAAUGUUCAGACAACAAAUUAAAUAUUAAACCUGAAGAUCAUGAAGCAACUGAAACAACACCAGAAACUAAUUAUGAUUCCAAAAAUGUUCAUUAUGAAGGGGAUGAUGCCAUAUAUACAGAUCCAACUUCAAAAUGCCAGUACAAAUGGAAUAAAGAGAAGAAUGAAUGGGAACAUUUUACAAGUACAAAAACAGAAUAUGAGUAUGGUUUUGAAGAUGAUACUCAUACCUACACAGACAAAGAAGGAGUAAAAUUCUUUUGGGACAAAGAAAAAAAUGCAUGGUUUCCCAAAAUUACUGAUGAUUUUAUGGCUCAGUAUCAAUUAAAUUAUGGCUUUGUGGACAACACCAACUUGAAAAUAAAUGUACCAGUGGUAAAGCCAGAAAAUGAUCAACCAAAACCUAAAAAGAAAGACUUACCCAAGCUAUUGCCUGGUCAGAAGAGAAAAGCAUCUGAACCUACAUGGUUUGAACUGGAUGAGAGUAAAAACACUAAAGUUUAUGUCAGUAAUUUACCUCUGGACAUAACAGAAGAAGAAUAUGUUGAAUUAAUGCAGAAAUAUGGCAUUAUCAUGAGAGAUACAACAACAGAUCAACUGAAAAUCAAGUUAUAUAGAGACCCAGAGUCAAACAAUGUUAAAGGUGAUGCCCUUUGCACUUACAUCAAAAGGGAAAGUGUGAAUUUAGUACUAAAGCUAUUAGAUGGUUUGGAAUACAGAGGAAAAACAAUCAAAGUUGAACUUGCAAAAUUCCAAAUGAAAGGCACCUAUGAUCCUAAACUGAAACCCAAAACUAAAAAACGCAAAGAAAAAGAAAAGUUGAAACGCCAACAAGAGAAGUUAUUUGAUUGGAGGCCUGAGAAACAAGUUGGAGAACGCGGAAAACACGAACGUUGUAUCAUUCUAAGAAAUUGCUUUGAGUCUAAGAUGUUUGAUGAAGACGUAAGCUUGAUUUUGACCAUGCAAGACGAAUUGCGUAGCUUGGCAAGCCAAUAUGGUGCAGUGCGUAAGGUAAUAAUUUAUGAUCGUCAUCCAGAAGGUGUAGCGCAGAUCAACAUGAAAGAACCAGAAGAUGCCGAUCAAGCAGUGGUGAAGUUAAAUAACAUCAUAUACAGAGGGAGAAAGGUCACAUCUGAGAUAUGGGAUGGACGAACAAAGUUUAAGAUUGCUGAGACCGAUUCGGAGAUUAACCAGCGAUUAGAAAAAUGGGACGAGUUCUUGGAAGCUGAAGAGAACGCAGAGAAGAAACUAGUAACUGAGAAAGAGUCUGUAGAAGUACAGUAAUUUUUUAAAUAAAGAUUUAUCUUAACAUACUA